AUGACGGUGCAGGAGAGCUACACCCUCGGGGACUUCGAGAAUUACGCGCGCAAAGAGUUUCCAGUGGCCUUUAAGACUGUCGCCAACCCAGAAUUAUACAGCUUCUUAUCGCGACGCUUCAGUACCGACCCCGGCGGAACACAAGAAAGCGCAGUCCUUUACAUCGCUUUCUCGUACUCUGAAAAGCUCGACAUCCGCGUAUGGGCACACUCCAACGGCACGAAGGUGCAAUACUUUUACGAGGAACCAGGGACGCCGCUCAUGUCCAAUUCACCACCUUAUCAGAAUGAAGGUCUUACGGUAGUGAACACGUUCCAAGGACCCUUUGCACGUGUACAUAGCUCAAUGAAGCUAAAGUUGAAGAAAGUGCGAGCGCUGGCUAGAAAGAAAUUUUCUUUCCUGGUUCAGCUCGCGUUUCUCGUAACUGGGCACAUUGAUAGUGUCGGGAACCCGGAUCGACUGGAUUUGCUUAUGGAGCUCAAGGACCUGUGCAUUCACCUGCAUAGCAACAAGGUCGCCGAGGAGUCCGUAGUGCAGAGCGGUAGCGUCAUUAUGAAGGAAGAGAAGCUUAGGACGGAUUCAGCUGGAGCAGUGUCGCCGAUACUAGAGUUCGGGUGGCCUGCAUCGUCAGUGUCACAUAACGAUCCUGGAAGAAACGCUGGUGUUGUGUUCCGAAGCGUCAACCAACCUCUUCCCAGCCAAGAAGAUGCUAACAUCGAUUUGGAUAUGCAACCCGUCCGCAAGCGCAAAAGAGCUGGCAGCUCCUUUGAGUCCGUCAGCUCAGCGGAGCGGGAAAAACCAUCACCACAGCUCCAAGGCAUCUUCGAGACGCUUGUCGGCGGGUGCAAGGCCGAGGCCGAAGGAAGAUGGGCUCAAGAGAAGGAAGCGUUCCUGCAACAAAUCCACGAGCUUAAAUCUCAGCUCCGACAAGAAGAAGAAGGGACGAGGAAAGCAGAGGUAGAGAGUGGAGAGUGGAAGGAGAAGUACGUGAAGCUGAAGGAGAAGUUGGCGAGGCUAAUGGGUGAUGACUGA
This is a messenger RNA of Boeremia exigua, 1032 nucleotides long. RefSeq lists its product as uncharacterized. The coding region runs from base 1 to 1032 and encodes 343 amino acids. The transcript has 2 exons. Lineage: Eukaryota; Fungi; Ascomycota; Dothideomycetes; Pleosporales; Didymellaceae. The record is from RefSeq and is a predicted model, not a curated record.